Botrytis cinerea B05.10 is the source of this 1080-nucleotide messenger RNA. RefSeq lists its product as hypothetical. NCBI's taxonomy places the organism in Eukaryota, Fungi, Ascomycota, Leotiomycetes, Helotiales, Sclerotiniaceae. Gene Ontology annotation, biological process: conjugation with cellular fusion. Gene Ontology annotation, cellular component: mating projection tip; membrane. The coding region runs from base 180 to 1031 and encodes 283 amino acids. The transcript has 3 exons. The record is from RefSeq and is a predicted model, not a curated record.
GCCCUCCAAGCAUCACCACAAUAUCUUCAUCAACAUGUCACGACUUGUCACAACUUUCCAUACCAUCGUCGUUACGAGCACCUGUAUAAUCUCAUUCCAGAUGAUAUAACUUUCCUACUCAUCUCCUCUCAAGAACAUAUAUCCCCAUCCCCAUUCUCAUCCUCAUCCCUACCCCCACAAUGAUCCCCCGCAAACUCUCAAUCUUCAUCUCCUUCUUCCGCUUUGGCUUCGAUUUCCAACACUUUCUGAUCCUCCUUACAUGUAUCGGUAUCGCCUGUCUGGUCCUCCUCCCACUAAGCUGCACCACCCACUCCACCCACACCAUCUACCUCCUCUCCCUCACCUACACCUCCUCAAUCCCCACCCCCCUCACCCAAACCCUCCACCGCAACCUCAGCUCUCUCCUCCCCCCAAACACCCAAAACAAUGCUCUCACAAUCCGCAUCGGUUUCCGAGGAAUAUGUAUGGCUUCUCCAAUCGCAAGUUGGAGAUGGGAAUGUGCCCAACAUGUCACGACAUUAAAGAAUACAAUCACGAGCACGAGCACGAGCACGAGUACAAAUUCGACCACGCAUAUCGAUUUCGAUACAGAUCCCCUGAAUCUCCUUCAACUAGCCGAUUCGGUGAGGAAAAGAAUUGUAUUUGACGGAUUGCUCUACAUCUCCCUCGCCCUUACCCUCUUCACCCUCGUCCUCCUCACUCUCAUCCCCCGUUGGAAAGCUGACAGAAACUCCGACACCGAUUCCGAACGUCAAGUAAAAUCAUUUCCCUCUCGGGCCCUGAGCUUUACACUCUGCUUAGCCAGCGGUAGCGCGUUCCUCUUCGCAUCUGUAUCCAUCCUCUGGCAGCAUUUGGCCGCGGUGACUACCUCGCGAUUUAUCGAGCGGAUGAGUUAUGGAGGCGUCGUGGCGAAAGUGGGUAGUAAUGCUAUGGUGAUAGGAUGGUUGGGGGUUUUGAUGUUAUGGUUCGCAUUUAUGGGGUGUUUACUCAUGGUGUUGAGUAUGAGGAAAGUGAGGAGGACUUUUGGUUGAUGUAAAAAGUUUCAAAAUCGAAAUAACAUGUCACUGAGAAUUAGAAACA